AUGAAUACCCUCCAAGCACCUCAGCAGGUCACAUCUAGGCCUGACUCAUUGACUGUCCCCGGUGUUUCCAUCAACAUUAAUCUGUCCAUUGAUCGUCCCACCAACACAAAUAUCCUCUCAAUGUCAUCUUCCAGCAGUGGUCUGUCUGUUGAUUCAACUGUCCUUCAUGCUCCUGUCAAUGUCAAUCUGUCCAUUGAUUGUCCUGCCAAUGCAAAUACCAUCUUGAGGUCAUCUUCCAGCAGUGGUCCAUCUGUCGAAUUGACUGUCCUUAAUGCUCCUGUCAGCAUUAAUCUGUCCGUUGGUCAUCCCACUGAUGCAAAUACCAUCUCAAGGUCAUCUGCCAGCAGUGGUCUGUCCAUCAAUUCAACUGUGCUUAAUGCUCCUGUCAACAUUAAUCUGUCCAUUGAUCAUCCCACCAAUGCAAAUACCCUCUUGAGGUCUGCACUUGUGCAUUAUUGUGAAUUGUUCCAUGGACAUCAGAUCGGUGCAAGCCACCUUCUCACUCAAACAUUAGUAUUCAAAAGCCAGCCAAAGGCUGUGAAUGAUCCACCCCCUGCUCUCCAUUGGUGGCACUGUUCAGCUUUUCUUAUGCAUCAGGAGGCCAUCAUGAGCCUGAUCAGGUUAGUAGAUGGUGUGUACCCUCAAGACAGCAUGGACCUGGAUGUUCAAGAAUCACAGAGGUGCCUUUCCCAGGAGCUGGACUCUUAUUGCAAGUGCUUGGAUGCAAUAGUUGAUGCCCAAUGGGCAAAGCUGAAGGGAGAGCAGGGCUUGCAGUCAUUUUCUGGGAGUCUGAACUUGAUGUCUGACUUAAGUUACUCCGCUGGUUAG
Molecule: messenger RNA, 828 nt
Organism: Pisolithus orientalis
Lineage: Eukaryota; Fungi; Basidiomycota; Agaricomycetes; Boletales; Pisolithaceae
Exons: 7
Coding region: 1-828 (275 amino acids)
Source: RefSeq, a predicted model, not a curated record